GUAUCGCAUAGCCCAUACCCCUAAAGUCAGUUUGGGUUGUUGGGAGCGCUUGAGCAUCGCAAGCAUGGCGAAAUCUUUUCAAGCCUCCUUUCUUAGCGCUCUGGUCUUAUGCUGUAGUUUUCUCUCCAUCAAAGCUGCGGUGAAUUCCCAAUGGGUUCAGAGGCUGAACCGGUUCCAGGAAAAAUACAAUAACAGCAGAUCAGAUAUUAUAUUCUUACUUGAUCUGUCUGGUAGUCUUAGCGAUUAUGGCUUCCAGAUGGAGAAAAAGUUUGUCAACUCUCUUCUCAGUGAAAUCAGUGUCCAGCCUAUUGCGACACGGUUGGCAGUAGUGACAUUCGAGCAGUCAGCUGCCAGGAGAAUUGACUACAUUGACUACAAUGGGCUUGAUAAGAACAAGUGCACGUUUUCUAAAGAUUUUGCACGAAUCAAGCACGCCAAGGGGCCAGCAACUAACAUGAAUGCUGCCUUUGAUCGAGCAAGGAGAAUCCUCAACAGCGCAAAGUCUAACGGGAACUUGCGUCAGAAUGUGAACACUGUCAUAGUGUUGUUAACAGAUGGUUGGUGGAAUCUUGGUGGCAAUCCAAAAGCAAUCGCCGAAUCACUGAGAAGUCCGUCUUCAUUUUAUGCAGAGAUCAUCUCUGUUGGUGUUGGAUAUGUGUCCCAGUGGCAGCUACGAGACAUAGCUGGAAUUGAUUCAAACGUCAUUAUGGCAAACUCUUUCACCCAGUUUGAAGAGUUAGCCACCAAGAUAAGAGGGGAUCAGAUGGAAAAACUGUACCAGCCUGUUGAUGUGACCAAAUGUGGUAAAGUAUGUGAUCAGAAUGCCCGGUGUUCUUGCGGUACGAUCAGCGGUAUCUACCAAUGCGCAUGCACAUCAGGAUAUUAUGGGAGUGGCGAUCCAGGAAAAUGCUGGCCAUGCCCAUUCGGAACAUAUAAAGAGUUCUCUUCGCCAGAUCCCUGCAAACUAUGCCCGGCUCAUUCCUCUACAAAAGCAACUGGUUCAAUGUCACUUAAUGCCUGUCAGUGUUUCGAGGGAUACAAAGGGAAUCCAGGAAAUGGUGUUGCCUGCAAAAUUGUUGAGUGCCCUCCACAAAAAACCACCAUCCCGAAUGGCAGGAUUGAAAACUGUGGGAACAAAUACCAAGAAACAUGCACUUUUGCUUGCAACCAGCAUCAUCAUAUUCUUGGUGAAACUUCACAGAGUAAAAAGAUCGUAUGUCAAAAAGAUGGAACGUGGAGCAUGCAAACUACACCCUCUUGCAUACCAAUUCAAUGCCCUGCUCUUCCCACGCCUCCAAAAAUGAUAGUAAAAUAUACCUCUCGAUUGGUUGGUGGUGUUUCUACAUUUGAAUGCAUAACUGGAUAUCGAAGGAAUGGAACUGACAAAAGGACAUGCCGAAAUGAUGGACAAUGGAGUGGCGAGCAGCCAUCUUGUGACGUUAUCAAAUGCCCAAGCUUGCGAAGGGUUGACAACGUGAACAUAACCCCAGAGAGGUGUAUAAACUCAAAGACGAACUUCGACGAUGGAUGUGCAUACAGCUGUAAACUAGGUUACACUUUAGUAUCUGGAAACCAAGCGAGAAAAUGUCAGGCUGAUGGUACCUGGUCUGGCACCGAGCUGGUUUGUGAAGACAAAACACCUCCAACUAUUACCUGUCCAGACGAUAUUGAUGAUUUAACAGAUGAAGGCAAACAAUACAAAGAGAUUGCAUUUAAGAUGCCUGAAGUGAGAGACAACUCCGAUGCUUUGGUCCAGUCUGUCGUGACGGUGACCCAGCUGCCUAGUUCUAUCAAAUCACCUUACAAGUUCCCAAUCAAUGACACUACUAUCAUUUUUACUGCCACCGAUGAGGCUGGUAACAGCCACAGAUGCACUUUCAGAAUUAAAAUCAAAGAUCGAGAGGCACCAGUUUUCACCUACUGCCCACCGGAUAUUUCCAGUACACAAUCGAGUGAUUCAUCAACGGAGGUCGUUACCUGGGACCCACCUACGUACAAAGACAACUCUGGCUACGUUGAGCUUGUGCACCAAAGUCAUAAGUCUGGUGCAACAUUCCCAAUUGGUCCAAUCAAUCUCGUCCGAUACACGGUGAGAGAUUAUUCUGGAAACGAAAAGAAAUGCGAAUUCCAUAUCAAGAUUGAAUCACGCACUUGUCCAAAGCGUGAUCCUCCAAUCAACGGUGCACUCGCUCUGUCAUUCAGCUCGAUGAUGUUUGAUCUAUACCAAGCCCAAUGCAUGUCACCAUAUGUUCCAAAUGGGCCUAUGUCCUUUCUUUAUGCUUGUUAUCCAAGUGGAGACUGGACAGCUUUCCCAGACAGCCGAUUUCCUUCGCAAUGGCCAGAUUGUACAGCUGUUGGAAGCAUGGAAGGUAUGUCUCAAAGGAUGAAGCUGUACUACUACUCUGGAAACUGUCAUGAGAGCAUUCAGGCUCAAGAACAAAUAAAGAAUAAUUUUCUUCAGGUUCUGAAUGUUUACUUGCAAAAAACCGGAAAGGGAGGUUGCGCAGAUCCAAAUAACGCAAUGGUAUGCAAAGCAGAAAAUGUGAAGAUUAAGUGCGGUAAAUUGCAAUCUAAGAAGAGAAGUCUACAGAAUGAAAUCACUAUUCAAGUUGACCUUGAAGUCAUCACCAAGUCAAACGACGCUUCUACUCAAGCUGUUGUAUCUGGCCUAGCAUCUGCUGUUAACAGCCUUGGAUCGGCGUCUACUACGGAGGCCAAUGCCGUCAAAAAUAUCAAUGUUGGCCAAGACACACUUAGGUUUGCACAAGUACAGCCAGUUGGAUCUGUAAUGUCAUUAUGUUCCAAAGGAGCUGUUUUGGAUUCAUACGCCAGCAGUAAUGACAAUAUUACUGAAGUUCAGGGAUGUGUUGCCUGUGUUGCUGGUAAAUACUACGACCUAGAUGAAAGGAAAUGCAAGUACUGUCCUGUUGGAACUUACACUCAAAUUCCUGGCCGUCUUGGCUGCUCGUUGUGUCCUAAAGGAAAGACUACACCUGGAGUUGGAACCAGUAAUGCAACGGAAUGUAGAGCUCCAUGUGGCCCAGGUACAUUCUCUGCCACUGGCCUCCAGGGUUGUCAAUUCUGUCCAAAAGGAACAUAUCAAUCAGGCUAUUAUGGCAAAAACUGCGUGAAGUGUCCAGGAACCACAACUACAGUCAAGAUCGGUGCAUCAAGCCUUCGUCAGUGUGGAAUGCCAUGUCAGCCCGGUACAUACUCUGCUUCUGGAGCUGAGCCAUGCACACCCUGCCCAAAGGGCACCUUCCAGGUAGCAGCUGGUAGUGAUAAGUGCAGAUCAUGCCCAAGUGGAAGGUUUACCCAUGGAGUUGGAGUAACCAGCGAAUCAGAUUGCCAAGCUAUCAACCAUUGUGCAUCAAACCCUUGCAUCAACGGGGCAUCGUGCAAAAAUGAGGCCGAUGGGUUCACUUGCUCUUGCAAAAUUGGAUUCUUUGGAAACUUGUGUCAAAACGAGAGAGAUGAAUGCGCCUGUAAUCCAUGCUUUGGAGAUGCAGUCUGUGUUGAUAAGGUGAAUGGAUUUGAAUGCAUGUGCCCGCUCGGGUACCAAGGUACAUUCUGCGAAGAUAAGAAGACUGAAUGCUCGGCUGGCAAAUGUCAAAAUGGUGGAAAGUGCAGUGAAACUCCUGACGGUUUCACAUGUAGCUGCGCAGCUGGGUUCACCGGGCUCUACUGCGAGGCAACAAUCAAUGAAUGUGCUUCGAUGCCAUGCAAAAACAAAGGACGCUGUAUUGAUUCUGCAAAUGGGUUCAGAUGCGAAUGCAAGCCCGGAUUCACUGGUGAGCUAUGCGAGGACAAUGUUGAUGAUUGUGCUGCAAACAAUUUGUGCCAAAACGGCGGAGUUUGUGUUGAUGGUGACAGUAGCUUCACUUGCCAAUGCAAACCGGGAUUCGGUGGAAGCAGAUGUGAAGUCAACAUCGACGAGUGUGGCUCAAAUCCAUGCAGAAACGGUGGAGUUUGUGUUGAUGCCAUCAAUGGAUACAAAUGUCAUUGUACACCAACAUUUUACGGCAAUAACUGUCAAACUAGACAGCAAGAGAUGAACUUUGACUUGGUAUUUAGCAGAGACACUCAAGGAUAUGCAGAAUCUAACUUGAAAAACCAACUGGGUGCCUUCACAUUGUCCUUCUGGAUGAAAGGAGUGCAAGAUGAUCUUGAAGCUGGAACUCCGGUCUCUUACGCUGUUAAUGUAGGCGACUCACUUGUUGAUAAUGCUUUGGUUGUUCGUGACCCUGAGUCCUUUAUAAUGGUUAUCAUGGGCAAAGAGAUUGAAUCGGGAGUUUCGGUGAAUGAUGGGAACUGGCAUCAUGUUGCUUUUUCAUGGUCCAGCGGCACCGGAUCCUUUGCUGCCUACCAGGACGGUUUGAAGAUCAGUGAAUCUGUGGAGUUCCAAAAGGGACAGAAAAUUCCUGCUGGUGGCUAUUUCAUAUUAGGACAGGAACAGGACGAAGUUGGCAGAAAUUUCAGUUUAGGAGAAGCAUUUUAUGGCAGCAUGUCACAGCUUAACUUGUGGAACAAAGUUCUUUCAGACAGUGAAAUAUCAGAAAUGUCCCGCUAUCGAUGCGAUGGUAUUCUUGGUAACGAACUGGCAUGGCCUGACUUUUUACAAAAGAGAGUUGAAGUUAACAAAGUAAAUGAAUUCUGUACAGUGAAAUAUACGAAAUUUUCCACCUGGAACAGCAGAUCAACGCCAUCAAAUGGUAUUGAACAUGAAGCACCAACCUGCAGCAACUCGGUUUCCGCCCAGUGCAUGUCAGUCAAUAAAGAAACAACCCAAGGCGUUAAUCUGAUUGAUACUGAGUGCUCUUCUGCUGGUUACACUUGCAAAGACAGCGAUCAGACCAAGUAUGAUCCUAACAACUCUUUGAGAUGCAAAGACUUCCAGGCAAGAUUUGAAUGCCCAUACACCAAAAGAACUUCAUCAUGUUCCAAUUCUCCUUGUAAAAAUGGUGCAAGUUGUAUCGAGACUCUGCAGUCAUAUCGUUGUCAAUGUAUAGAUGGGUAUGGAGGCAAAAACUGUGAAAUUGCUCUUCCUUGUUAUAAAUUAAAGACCAUCCCACACGGAAGUGUUUCGAUUUCUGGAAACACUUUCUCAUUCAGAUGCAAUGCUGGCUAUCGACUGUCCUCAAGUGGCUCGCUUUAUUGUCGUGCUGGGUCUUUGAGUGGACCCGUGCCAACCUGUGUUGAUAUUAACGAAUGUGCUGCUUCAAACGGUGGGUGCGAUCAGCUAUGCGUCAAUACAGAAGGAAGUUUCAAAUGUCAAUGCAAUAAUGGAUACGAGCUUAGGAAUGGUCGAUGCGUUGACGUAGACGAAUGUGCUCUUGGCAAGCAUAAUUGCCAGUACCAUUGCUACAACACUCAGGGCAGCUACCGUUGCAGAUGCCCGGCUGGUUAUGUUUUGAAUGCAGAUUUAAGAUCAUGCAGAGACAUCAACGAAUGCGAAGCUUCUAGCCAUAGCUGUCAGCAUCACUGUAUCAACAAGAGAGGGUCUCACGCAUGCGCUUGUAGAAUUGGAUACGUCCUUGCUGCCGACAAAAGAUCUUGUGAACGUAAAACCUGCCCAUCAUUGUCAAGUCCCGCAAACGGAGCUGUCUCGACUCCAGAUCGCCACUAUGAUGGAACAGCAACAUAUAGCUGCAACAGCGGGUACAAACUGACUAAAGCGACUCGACGAACCUGCGAUGCCAACGGUCAGUGGUCUGGAGAAGAGCCUUCAUGCCAAGCCGUCACUUGCGUUACCCUUGGUGGCCUUUUGAACGGGCAGUCCUCAAACGGUGGAACAAACUUUGGAUCAACAAACAGGUAUACAUGCAAUGCUGGCUACCAACUCAUUGGGUCUGCACAAAGAAGUUGUCAGCAGGAUGGAACGUGGAGUGGAACCAUGCCAAGAUGUGUUCGCAUGACAUGCCAACUGUUGCCCAAUCCUGCAAAUGGUAAAGUUGUUGGCACAUCAGCUGUGCAAGGUGCCACUGUUCUCUUCUUCUGUAACCCUGGAUACAUGUUGUCUUCAUCAUCAAGCAACUUCAGGACAUGUCGAGCCGAUGGGUCGUGGACAGGCUCCCAGCCUACAUGUAUUGCUGUAAGAUGUCCUGCCAAGGGUAGCCUUGCCAAUGGCGCCAUCUCAUCCGAUGGUGACACGGUUGGAAAGAAACUUGUUUACACAUGCAACGAAGACUACGGAUUAUCAGGCCUUGGACAAAGAAUUUGCCUCGGAAAUGGCGAAUGGAGUGGAUCUGCACCAGCUUGUGUUCAUCGCACUUGCGACUAUCCUGGUAUCCCACAGAAUGGUGAUAUGGUUGGAUCCUCCUUAGCCUAUGGCAGCAAAGUUCAUUUCUCCUGUAAGACUGGAUUCAAGCUUGUUGGCGAUAGUGUUAGACUCUGCUUAGAAAGUGGAAAGUGGACAGGAGCUAACCCAGUUUGUCAAGAAAUUGUCUGUGGAGAUCCAGGCACACCAGCCAAUGGUGCUAAGCAUGGAAAUGACUACACCUUUGGCAAACUAGUUGGCUUUGAUUGCAAACCUGGUUAUUCUCUCAGAGGCUCAAUACUUAGAAAGUGUCAAGAUACUGGCAAAUGGGAUGGAGUCCAGCCGGUUUGCACAGCUGGCGUUUGCGGAUCUUCAAGCCUAAUUGGACCUUCAGGAACAAUCAGCUCCCCAAAUUACCCCAACGGAUAUGGAUUAAACGAGUAUUGUCGGUGGGCUGUUACAGUAGCAAGCCACAAGAAGGCAUCAAUAGAGAUAAAGAAUUUGAAAACUGAACUCGGCUAUGAUUCAUUGGAAAUCAGAGAUGGGUCCAAUGGCCAGGUGAUCUCCCGCCUCAGUGGCUUGUUGCCAAAACCAAUGGUUUACACUUCGUCUUCUAACAAACUGGACUUGAAAUUCAUAUCUGAUGGCAAGAGUAUUGGGGCUGUCGAAGGAUUUAAAGCCGACUAUUUUGCUUCAACAUGCGGUGGUCAUUUGCAGAAUAUAGGAGAUACUUUUACAUCUCCCAGCUAUCCUUCUAAUUACCCAAGAGGAGUAAGCUGCGUAUGGCAGUUUUCAUUCAAUGAACGAAUAGAACUUGACUUCUCGGCAUUCAAGACAACCAACAGCGAGGACAAGGUGCAAAUUUGGAGUUCGCUCACCACCCUCACUUCUUCUACCUUUAUUGGAGAAUUCUACGGAAGCAAAGGAUCUUUGCUCAAAGUACCAUCUGACACCGGAGCCAUGUACAUCAAGUUUACGUCAGGAUCUUACUAUCCAAGUUCUGGCUUCCAAGCAACUAUAAAAAGAUCUUCGUCAGCGAUAGGAAAAUGAAGCUUACAAACCACAAGUCAAAUAUAAACUGGAAAAUAUAUCUGCAAUUAUAAAUAAAUGGUGUUAAAGUGAAAAUUGUAUUUAAUUAUUCAAUCUGCAAAUACUGCCGUAGAUGUAUUGAUUUUUCAUAAUUAUGUUACAGAACAGAA
Messenger RNA from Rhopilema esculentum, 7455 nucleotides. Its product is annotated as sushi, von Willebrand factor type A, EGF and pentraxin domain-containing protein 1. The record is from RefSeq and is a predicted model, not a curated record. Lineage: Eukaryota; Metazoa; Cnidaria; Scyphozoa; Rhizostomeae; Rhizostomatidae. Gene Ontology annotation, molecular function: calcium ion binding.